UGACAUUAGUACUCUUUGACAGGCUUUUGGCAACUCGCGACAACGCAACCGCAACGCAUCGCGCCGGUUUGUUGAUUUUUUGUUCUUGUUUUGUGUGGUUUAUUGAAGAUGGCAGAAAAGAAGAAAGAGGGAGAAGUAGAAGUGGAAGAUGAAUAUUCGGUGGAGAAGGUUUUAGACCGAAGAAUUAGGAACGGAAAAGUAGAAUAUUUUUUAAAAUGGAAAGGAUACAAUGAUGAGGACAACACAUGGGAACCUGAAGAAAAUCUUGACUGUCCCGAUCUUAUACAAGCCUUUGAAGAAGCAAGGAAAAAGAAGGAAGCUGAGGGUAAAAUAAAUAAGAUAGAGAAAGAUCCAAAGAAACGAAAGUCUUCCGCAGCGACUCCAGAUUUAAAGGGAGCUAAAAAAACAAAACCUGAUGACAAAAAAGCUUCUGGAUUUGAUCGCGGUUUAGAUCCGGAAAAAAUUAUUGGUGCGACAGACAGCAGUGGUGAGCUGAUGUUCCUGAUGAAAUGGCAAGGCACAGAUGAAGCAGAUCUAGUACCCGCUAAACAAGCUAAUAUCCGUUGCCCACAAGUUGUUAUACAGUUCUAUGAAGAACGACUCACCUGGCACACGCCUACACCUGAUGAGGCGACUACUGAGGAUUAAUUUUAGGUAUGCAUAAUGGCCAACAAUAUCCAGUCUUCAACAGAUGUAAAUUGGGAUGUUACUGUCAGUUGUGCUUAGUAUAUAAGGAUUUUAGUUAUAAAACUAUAUAAUUAGUGUAUAUUCUUAAAUAUACAGCAAUAAGACUUGUAAACAAUUAUAUUGA
Messenger RNA from Papilio xuthus (Asian swallowtail), 811 nucleotides. It is a transcript of the gene Hp1b-l, whose product is annotated as heterochromatin protein 1beta-like protein. Gene Ontology annotation, cellular component: nucleus. The transcript has 6 exons. Bases 109 to 648 code for a protein of 179 amino acids. The record is from RefSeq and is a predicted model, not a curated record. Lineage: Eukaryota; Metazoa; Arthropoda; Insecta; Lepidoptera; Papilionidae.